CGUGUCGACGUUGGCGCACGCCGAGACGGAAGAGGCGCGGGCCGGGAAAGGAGCGGGCUGCCUGCUGCGGCGCCUCCGUCCCCAUGGCGCUGUGGCGCGGUUCUGCGUACGCCGGCUUCCUGGCGCUGGCGGUGGGCUGUGUCCUCCUGCUGGAGCCGCAGCUGCCCGGCUCGGCGCUGCGCUCGCUGUGGAGCUCGCUACAGCUGGCUCCCGCUCCCCCGGAACCCGGCUCCCCUGAGGGCCGCUUGGCGGCCGCCUGGGACGCGCUCAUCGUACGGCCGGCCCGGCGUUGGCGCCGCGUGGCCGUGGGAGUCAAUGCCUGUGUGGAUGUAGUGCUCUCGGGGGUGAAGCUCUUGCAGGCACUUGGCCGGAGUCCUGGGAAUGGGAAAGAUCACACCAUUCUGCAUUCAAGGAAUGAUCUGGAAGAAGCUUUCGUUCACUUCAUGGGGAAGGGAGCCGCAGCUGAGCGCUUCUUCAGCGAUAAGGAAGCUUUUCAUGACAUUGCCCAGAUUGCGUCAGAGCUCCCAGGAGCCCAGCACUAUGUAGGAGGAAAUGCAGCUUUAAUUGGACAGAAAUUUGCAACCAACUCAGAUUUAAAGGUUCUUCUUUGCGGUCCAGUUGGUCCAAAGCUGCAUGAACUUCUUGAUGAUAAUGUAUUUGUUCCACCAGAGUCGUUGCAGGAAGUGGAUGAGUUCCACCUUAUUUUAGAAUAUCAAGCAGGGGAGGAGUGGGGCCGGUUAAAAGCCCCCCAUGCCAACCGAUUCAUCUUCUCCCACGACCUCUCCAACGGGGCCAUGAAUAUGCUGGAGGUGUUUGUGGCUAGCCUGGAGGAGUUCCAGCCAGACCUGGUGGUCCUCUCUGGAUUGCACAUGAUGGAGGGACAGAGCAAGGAGCUCCAGAGGAAGAGGCUCUUGGAGGUCGUGACCUCCAUUUCUGACAUCCCCACUGGUAUUCCAGUUCACCUCGAGCUGGCCAGUAUGACCAACAAGGAGUUCAUGAGGAGCAUCGUGCAUCAGGUCUUUCCUGCGGUGACUUCCCUGGGCCUGAACGAACAGGAGCUGCUUUUCCUCAGCCAGGCGGCAUCUGGACCUCACUCCUCUCUCUCUUCCUGGAAUGGCGUCCCCGACGUGGGCAUGGUCAGUGAUAUCCUCUUUUGGAUCUUGAAGGAACAUGGGAGGAGUAAAAGCAGAGCCUCAGACCUCACCAGGAUCCACUUCCACACGCUGGUGUACCACAUCCUGGCAACUGUCGACGGACACUGGGCCAACCAGCUGGCGGCUGUGGCCGCAGGAGCGCGCGUGGCCGGGACGCAGGCCUGCGCCACGGAAGCCAUAGACACCAACCGCGUGUCCCUGCGGGCACCCCACGAAUUCAUGACUUCCCAUUCGGAGGUGGGCUCGAGGAUCGUGAUAAACCCCAACGAGCCAGUAGCAGAGUGGCACAGGGAGGGAAUAUCCUUCCACUUCACACCAGUCCUGGUGUGUAAAGAUCCCAUUCGAACGGUGGGCCUUGGAGAUGCCAUUUCCUCUGAAGGCCUCUUCUAUUCCGAAGUCGCCCUCACUCCUAGGAAGUAAUUUUUCUGAAGGAGAGCUACCCAAUUUAAGAAUUACAGGAAAAAUAGGAUGGAGGCGUGUCAAAACAGUUUCUAGAUCUAAUUGAAAGAUAGCCAAAGAAACAACGGAUUCAACUGUACCAGAUACAUUCCAGCCUGUUGACGAUUACACAGAAACAUUUCAGGUUUUCCUCAGAAUUUAGCUAUCUACUAACGAGACUGGAUUUUUGUUUUUUUUUAU
Messenger RNA from Odobenus rosmarus divergens (Pacific walrus), 1793 nucleotides. RefSeq names its product ADP-dependent glucokinase (gene ADPGK). Bases 84 to 1574 code for a protein of 496 amino acids. Gene Ontology annotation, cellular component: endoplasmic reticulum. The transcript is spliced from 7 exons. The record is from RefSeq and is a predicted model, not a curated record. Gene Ontology annotation, biological process: glucose metabolic process. Gene Ontology annotation, molecular function: ADP-specific glucokinase activity. Lineage: Eukaryota; Metazoa; Chordata; Mammalia; Carnivora; Odobenidae.